CCUUAACACACGUUCACACGCUCAAUCAACUGAGGAGAGCGUUGCGUUACCUUGCCGGCCUCUCAGGGCCAGUACGCGUCUGGCCACGCCGCCGAGAGCAUCCUUCCGUUCAGUCACACGCACAAUCUCGUUGGGUUGGUUAGAAGCCGGUUCUUCACGACCGAUCGCGAGAUGCCGAAUUGUCCGAAAUGCGACAAGCCCGUGUACUUCGCCGAGAGGAAGACAUCUUUAGGCAAAGAUUGGCACGGUUCGUGUUUACGUUGCGAGAAAUGCAAUAAGACCUUAACACCUGGGGGUCAUGCCGAGCACGAAGGGAAACCCUACUGCAAUCACCCUUGCUAUUCAGCUCUGUUCGGUCCAGGAGGUUUCGGACGUGGAGGUGCUGAAAGUUACGUUUACAAUAAAUGAAGCAUUAAUAUAAAGACAAUAUUCCCUUAAAUUAAGGCAAUUGUACAAUUUCGAAUACAAGAGACAAUUGUAUGCUUAAAUAUAAGUUAUAAUAAUCAAUCUGAUUAUUUAUGU
Messenger RNA from Pogonomyrmex barbatus (red harvester ant), 522 nucleotides. Its product is annotated as cysteine-rich protein 1. Lineage: Eukaryota; Metazoa; Arthropoda; Insecta; Hymenoptera; Formicidae. The record is from RefSeq and is a predicted model, not a curated record.